Molecule: messenger RNA, 3396 nt
Organism: Callithrix jacchus (white-tufted-ear marmoset)
Lineage: Eukaryota; Metazoa; Chordata; Mammalia; Primates; Cebidae
Gene: CHTF18
Product: chromosome transmission fidelity factor 18
Molecular function (GO): ATP binding; ATP hydrolysis activity
Source: RefSeq, a predicted model, not a curated record
AUGUCGUGCCCGGAGCCCGCUCUAGCCCUGCGCCCGCGCGCUCCCGACCCAGUGAUCCUGGAACCGCGCGCGACUCCAGACGCCCAGCAGCGCCCCCGCCCUGCCCCGCUGCGCGCGGAGCCCCGCCUUCUCCCCGCCCCCGCCGCGGAAGGGCGGCUGCGCCGGCCAAUGGCGAGCUCCCCAGGGCCAGCCGCGGCGACUGGGCGGGGGGUCAAGAACUCGCCCCGCCCACCACACGCUCAGCCCCGCCUCCUCCCCGCCUACCAAUGGCGAGGGCCGUUGGGCACGGCGGCCGCUGAUUGGCGGCGCUCGGCACGCUCGGCACGCUCGGGGCGGGCGGCGCGCGGCGGCGACGGCGGCGCGGGAGAUUCGGAGCGGGAGCCGGGUCUCGCGGACGGCAUGGAGGACUACGAGCAGGAGCUGUGCGGCGUGGAGGAUGACUUCCACAGCCAGUUCGCGGCAGAGCUGGAGGUGCUGGCCGAGCUGGAAGGGGCGUCGACUCCAUCGCCCUCCGGGGUCCCCCCGCCCCCUGCGGGCCGGCCCCCGCGGACGUUCGAGGAGGCCCUCGCCGGAGGGGACGCGGCCUCCCGCGUCGCCCCAGCCGCCCCUCCGGGCAGCAGCCGGGGCCGCGCCAGGAAGAGGCAGGUGCACGCGGAGCCGCAGCCGGCCGGGUCCCCGCCCCGCACCCCCGGGAUCAAACGGCCCAGGCUGCAGGUGGUCAAGAGGCUGAACUUCAAGUCCGAGGAGUCGGAGGGGCCGCCCCCGCCCGACGCCCCCCCGAGGGACAUCACCCCUCCGCCUGGCCCUGAGGACCUCGCCGAGCUGUGGGGCCAUCGAGCCUCAGAUGCUGCUGCCGACGUGGGUCUCACACAGGCCUCACCAGCCCCCCGAAAUCCUGUCCUGAGACGGCCCCCCAUCUUGGAGGACUAUGUCCACGUGACAUCCACGGAGGGCAUCCGGGCCUUUCUGGUGCUGCGUGCUGACCCCGUGGGCACAGGGGUGCAGAGUCCUCUCCCCCACGUCCCAUGGCGAGGCGGUGGCCAGCUGGACCUGUUGGGUGUAUCCUUCGCCUCCCUGAAGGAGCAGGUUGACAGUGAGCGGCGGCAGCGGCUGCUUCAGGAGGCCCAGCAGCUCUCAGACACCCUGCACAGCCUCAGGUCAGAGGAGGAGGCAGCGCAGCCUGUGGGAGCCCCCGAGGAGGAGCUGGCUGCCGGCCAGGACACCUCCCCUCACUGCCUCUGGGUGGACGAGUUUGCGCCCCAGCACUACACGGAGCUGCUCAGUGACGACUUCACCAACCGCUGCUUGCUCAAGUGGCUGAAGCUGUGGGACCUGGUGGUGUUUGGCCACGAGAGGCCUGCCCGGAAGCCCAGGCCCAGUGUUGAGCCGGCCCGGGCCAGCAAGGAGGCCACGGCCCCAGUCAAGUGGAAGAGCCAUGAGCAGGUGCUGGAGGAGGUGCUGGAGGCUGGACUGGACCCGAGCCAGCGGCCGCGGCACAAGGUGGCACUGCUGUGUGGGCCCCCGGGGCUGGGGAAGACCACCCUGGCACACGUGAUUGCGCGGCACGCGGGGUACUCUGUGGUGGAGAUGAACGCUAGUGACGACCGCAGUCCCGAGAUCUUCCGCACACGCAUCGAGGCGGCGACGCAGAUGGAGUCUGUGCUGGGUGCUAGCGGGAAGCCCAACUGCCUGGUCAUCGAUGAGAUCGACGGGGCCCCUAUGGCUGCCAUCAAUGUCCUCCUGAGCAUCGUGAACCGCAAGGGCCCACGGGAGGCGGAGCUCCAGGGCCAGGCCAUGCCUUUGAGUGGUGGCCGGCGGCGCAGGGCAGAGGGGGGGAUCCUGAUGAGGCCCAUUAUCUGCAUUUGCAAUGACCAGUUCUCACCGUCCCUGCGGCAGCUGAAGCAGCAGGCCCUCCUGCUGCACUUCCCGCCGACUCUGCCCUCAAGACUGGUGCAGCGUCUCCAGGAGGUCUCCCUGCGGCGGGGACUGAAGGCCGACCCCGGGGUGCUGGCCGCCCUCUGCGAGAAAACUGACAAUGACAUUCGGGCUUGCAUCAACACCCUGCAGUUUUUGCACAGCCGGGGCCAGCGGGAGCUGAGUGUGCGGGACGUGCGGGCCACACGUGUGGGCGUCAAGGACCAGCGCAGAGGGCUCUUCUCGGUGUGGCAGGAGGUCUUCCAGCUGCCUCGAGCCCAGAGGCGCCGUGUGAGCCAGGAUCCUGCCCUGCCUACCGACACGCUCCUGCUGGGUGACGGGGACGUGGGCUCCCUCACCUCGGCCUCACAGCGAUUCUACCACGUCCUGCACGCGGCUGCCUCUGCGGGCGAGCACGAGAAGGUGGUCCAGGGCUUGUUCGACAACUUCCUGCGCUUGCGGCUGCGAGACUCCAGCCUCGACGCUGUGUGCGUGGCCCUCGACUGGCUGGCCUUUGACGACCUGCUGGCACGGGCUGCCCACCACAGCCAGAGCUUCCAGCUGCUGCGCUACCCACCCUUCCUGCCCGUGGCCUUCCACGUGCUGUUUGCCUCCAGCCACACGCCCAGGAUCACCUUCCCCAGCAGCCAGCAGGAGGCCCAGAACCGGAUGAGCCAGAUGAGGAACCUGAUCCAGACGCUGGUGUCCGGCAUUGUGCCAGCCACGCGAAGCCGGGCCACGCCCCAGGCCCUGCUCCUGGACGCCCUCUGCCUGCUCCUGGACAUUCUCACACCCAAGCUCCGCCCUGUCAGCACGCAACUGUACAGUGUCCGCGAGAAACAACAGCUGGCCAGCCUGGUGGGCACGAUGCUUGCCUAUAGCCUGACCUACUGCCAGGAGCGCACGCCCGACGGGCAGUAUGUCUACAGGCUUGAGCCGAACGUGGAGGAGCUCUGCCGCUUCCCUGAGCUGCCUGCCCGCAAGCCCCUCACCUACCAGGCCAAGCAGCUCAUUGCCCGAGAGAUUGAGGUGGAGAAGAUGCGGCGGGCAGAGGCUUCAGCCCAGGCAGGGAACAGCCCCCAGGUGGAUGGGAGCCCCCCAGGGCUCAAGGGUCUGCUGGGGGGCAGUGGGGAGAAAGGGGUGCGGCGACCUGCCCCACGAAACCACGAGCAGCGGCUGGAGCACAUCAUGAGGCGCGCGGCACCAGAGGAGCAGCCUGAGAGGGACUUCUUUGGACGUGUGGUGGUCAGGAGCGUGGCAGCGCCGAGUGCAGGGGACACGGCCCCGGAGCAGGACUCAGCGGAGCGGCGCAUGGGCACAGCGGUGGGCAGGAGCGAGGUCUGGUUCCGCUUCAACGAGGGCGUCUCCAACGCGGUGCGGCGCAGCGUGUACAUCAGAGACUUGCUCUAGUUUCCUCUGACCCGGAGACGGCGCGGAGGGACGGAAACCCGGACGCUUUCAUAAAGUCACACCUUUACAGAC